Messenger RNA from Oryza brachyantha (malo sina), 411 nucleotides. Its product is annotated as nucleolin-like. The record is from RefSeq and is a predicted model, not a curated record. The transcript has a single exon. The coding region runs from base 1 to 411 and encodes 136 amino acids. NCBI's taxonomy places the organism in Eukaryota, Viridiplantae, Streptophyta, Magnoliopsida, Poales, Poaceae.
AUGGGCGAUGAGGAUGCUGAUGUCGACCUUAUGGACGCCGACUUCGAGGUCGAGGACGGCGACCUCAUGGACGAAGUCGACUUUGCUGACGAUGGCGAAGACGACGGCGGCUUCGACCUUGUGGCGGACGCCGACUUCGAGGACGACGGCGACUUCAUGGACGAAGGCGACCAACCGGAGUUCGACGACGACGGCCAAGAAAAAGAUGGCGAACUCACGGCGGCCGACGAGGAGGAGCCGGCGCAGUCUGUACCGCACAUCGCCGCCACCCCGCGGGCGUCGGCGGAGGACGAGCGCGACGAACACGGCGGCGUCCACCUUGCCGACGACUCCUCCGCGGACGACGAGGAAGACAGCGACUCAUUCGAGGAGCAGGUGGAGCAGGAGCUGGCGCUGCUGCUGGGGCGGUGA